Molecule: messenger RNA, 1634 nt
Organism: Patiria miniata (bat star)
Lineage: Eukaryota; Metazoa; Echinodermata; Asteroidea; Valvatida; Asterinidae
Gene: ppt1
Product: palmitoyl-protein thioesterase 1-like
Exons: 10
Coding region: 52-945 (297 amino acids)
Biological process (GO): receptor-mediated endocytosis; protein depalmitoylation
Cellular component (GO): lysosome
Molecular function (GO): palmitoyl-(protein) hydrolase activity
Source: RefSeq, a predicted model, not a curated record
UUUUGUGCACUCUUUCAGUUUCACUUGUCAAUCGACCAGCGAGCGAACGACAUGGAAGUACAGAUUUUUCUGGUUUUUCUGGCCUGUUUGUCGCCAGUAUUGGCGACAACCAACAGUACAGUCCCACUUGUUAUGUGGCAUGGCAUGGGCGACAGUUGUUGUAAUCCACUCAGCUUGGGUCACAUCCAGACCCUGAUAGAGAAAGAGGUACCAGGCAUCUAUGUCAGGUCUCUGGAGAUAGGCGACGGCAUUGUGGAGGACACCACAAACGGCUUCCUCCUGAAUGUCAACAAGCAAGUGGAGAUGGCCUGCCAGAAGAUCAAGUCUGACCCCAAACUGGCCAACGGCUACAACUCCAUGGGCUUCUCACAAGGGGGUCAAUUUCUGAGAACAGUGGCCCAGAGAUGCCCAAGCCCUCCAAUGUUCAACCUGAUUUCAGUGGGAGGACAGCAUCAAGGUGUCUUUGGCUUCCCAAGAUGUCCUGGGGCAUCAGUUUCCCUGUGCGACUAUAUGAGGAAACUGCUGAACCUUGGUGCCUAUAUUUCAUUUGUACAAGACAACCUGGUGCAAGCGGAGUACUGGCAGGACCCACUGAACGAGGCAGAGUACAGACAGAAGAGUAUCUAUCUGGCUGACAUCAACCAGGAGAACAAAGUCAAUGAAACCUACAAGACGAACCUGCAGAAGCUGAAGAAGUUUGUGAUGGUGAUGUUUGGCAACGACACCAUGGUCCAACCCAAGGAGAGCGAGUGGUUUGGCUUUUACAAGGCUGGACAAGAUAAGGAGGUGUACACCCUGCAGGAGAGUCCACUUUACACACAGGACAAGUUGGGCCUGAAGGCAAUGGAUAAGCAAGGGAAGCUGGUAUUCCUGACGUCCCCCACCGAUCACCUGCAGUUCACUGAGACAUGGUUUGUGCAGAACCUGGUACCGUACAUCAAGUAAAUCUGUCCCCUCCCCCCCCCCCCCCCAGCAAAGACAAUCAAAUUUCAAAGAAUACUUUGGACUUUGAUUGUGAAUAAAAUUUAAACAACCUUUAAAAUUCUAUGCAAGGGAUUAAUUACAAGGGCGGAUCCGGAGAGGUCCGGAAUGGAGCCACCAUUGAAUUUGAGCAAACUUAAAAAAAAAAAAAGGUGUUAUGUCACAAAAAGGUGAAAUUGAGUUGCAUACAUGGUUGGAAAGCCCACAACGUAAGCUUUCAUUUGGUAUAUAAUAGAGCUCCAUAGCCUCUCCUGGUCUGGAGAUAUGACGUAUUUGCAUGUGAAUUACAUCCCUGGAGUUCAAAUUACACAACUGAGAAAACAGGCUUUGAAAUGGCUGGCUUUGUAGUAGAUCAACAGAACGAUGCACACAAAAGGGUUGUGUUUUCUACUUUGUUCAUCAAAAUCGACAUUUCUGUGAAUGAACCCUGAAACUGUAUGUAUUAAAGAUGUUGUUUAUGACAAAAAAUGAAAAUCACAUUUUGAUGAAAUCUUCACCCUCUCAACGUUGAGCGGGCCAUUACAAAAUAAUGCAUGGCGUGACUUAAUACCCUUUUUUGUGAUGCCGGUCACAUUUAGAAACUAAGAAAACAAACAAGAAUUCCCCCACCCCCUAAAAAAAGAUUGGUAAACAUUUCAACCCUAACAGGAUCA